AUGGACGACGACUAUGUUGCACAGCUCCUGGCUAAGGAGGCUAAGGAGAGUUCUAUAAAGUACGCGUCCCAAGGACUCAGUGCUUUCAAGCCUUCGAGGCCGACAAGCAAUGCCCCAAAACCCAAUACCCGCUUUCUACGAAACCUCAUCAAAGUAACAGACAAUCAUAACACAGCGCUCAAGCUCAAAGAGGAAAGAGAAGCACGGGAGCGUAUGCGCCAGCUGAAAUAUCAGGCCUCAGGUACUUCAGGUGCUUUAGCUCCAACGACAGACCGUUCUUCCAGACGAUCUGAUGAUCGUGAAGUGCGAGGAUCACAAGACCACCGGAGAGGAGAUCGGGAAGAUCGCAAUCGCUCACAUCGAAAAAGAACUCGAAGUCGUUCCCCUUCGGCGGAUCGAGACCGGUCGCGGAGGCAUCGACGAAGAGACGAAAAAUAUGACGAAACCGAGGAGAAAGAUAAAGACCGAGAUGAACAUCGGCGCGAACACCAGGAUCACGAGUCAUCGAGGAGAGAUCGACGGCACGGAGAUAAGGAACACACCAGGCGGCGACGUGAUCGGUCAUAUUCAAGGUCUCCCAGCCGUUCUCCGCACAGAGACCGAAGUACCGAUCGCCAUCGCCAUCGAAGACAGAAACGUGAAUCUGGGCACCGUACUCGCUCCCUUUCCCGCUCCCGCUCACCAGAGUCGUACAAAUCUCGGCGAUCAAAGCGGGAAGAUGCAUCGCCACAUGGCUCCCGCCGUUCUCGCCUAGAACCCAGCACGCGGCAUAGACGAGUGUCGCCGUCGUCUACUAUAACUGCACGUCAAAAAGAGGCAGGCAACGAAUCCGAUCCCCUAGAAGACCUUGUCGGACCACUCCCUCCUCGACAAAACGAGGCGCCUAUCCGCUCUCGUGGGCGAGGUGCUUAUAAACUCAAUAUGAGCAAUAUCGAUGCUCACUUUGCACCCGGCUACGACCCGGCUACCGAUGUGCAUCUAGAAGAAGACAAAUUACACUCCCUUGGCCAGGAAUCGUCUCGUCGCCCUGUCGCUGGGCUCAUGACAAAAGACGAUGACUGGGACAUGGCAAUGGAGGCGCUACGCGAUCGUGAGCGCUGGAGGAAGAAGGGCGAGGAGAGGCUACGUACAGCCGGAAUCGACGAGGCAGUCAUUGAUAAAUGGAAGAAUAACACCGCUUUUACGGGUGUGGAUGGAGAAGGCAAACCGGAGGACGUACAGUGGUCGAAGAAAGGCGAAGGACGGGAAUGGGAUCGCGGCAAGUUCGUGGAUGACGAUGGCCAUAUUGACAUUCGGGCUGCUUGGUAG
Messenger RNA from Penicillium concentricum, 1308 nucleotides. RefSeq lists its product as uncharacterized. The transcript has 2 exons. The record is from RefSeq and is a predicted model, not a curated record. Bases 1 to 1308 code for a protein of 435 amino acids. Lineage: Eukaryota; Fungi; Ascomycota; Eurotiomycetes; Eurotiales; Aspergillaceae.